UCCGCUGUGACGGUCUCUCUCCGCUCUGCAAGCAAAGGAUCUUCCACCCCCAGCCCUGUUAUUUGUUAUUUCCCUGAUAUUUUUCGCGCUAAUCCGCAACGUGGAUCCUCGCUACCUGAAAUAUUUUCAUCGGAUGAUAUAUUUUCCCCAUCACGACAAAACGGACUGCUCAUCCUCAUCAUCAACAACACCGCGCGUUUCAGCAGGCAGGCUACAGCAACGCCCAUAGCAACCUCUCUAUGCGCAUCCACGAGCCAUCUGUUCAUUACUGCUUGUUUGUGUCUAUCGUCUCCGUCUCCGACAUCUCUGCUCCGCUGUCGCCCUCUCCCGGUUCCUCCCCCUGAUCCCCCCCUGUCUCGUCUCCAGGUUAGCGACAGGUCUCAUCUUUCGCCUCGCUGCUGGGCACGUAUCCUCCAUCACAAGGCCUCUUCACAGAGAGCAGCUGAUUCAGCUCCUCCCACUUCCUCUGGCUCCUCCCAGCUGUGGCCCCUACUGGGCACGCUCCUUGGCUCUUACCUUAUUGUCCCCGGCCUCAGGACGGAAGCCACGCCCACCACACUCCCUGCAUGAGGGACAAGGCCACUCAGACCCCCAGGGCCUGGGCGGAUGAGAGGAGGCGGGGGAGCCACAAGAGAUCGGCCUCCUGCGGGAGCACCGACCAGCUCAAAGAGAUUGCUAAAUUGCGACAGCAACUCCAGCGCAGUAAGCGCAGCAGUCGUCACCGCAGGGACAAGGACCGCAGGUCCCCCUUCAACGGGAGUCAUGCUGCCAUCAUCCAGUCACAGGCCCAGAUGCCCAAUAAGACCAUCCUGAUCCCCGUCCCCAAGUCGACGGCGCCGCGCUUCAGGAACAGUGUGGAGGGUCUCAACCAGGAGAUUGAACGCAUCAUCAUCCGUGACACACCACAACUACGAGAUGAGGUUAUUAUUCCCCAAGAUGUCCCAGAUGGGCACCGUGCCCCCCCACCCCUCCCCCCCCAGCGCAGCAGCUCCACCCGAAGCAUUGACACACAGACCCCCUCAGGAGGGGGCCUCGGUGGCGGUAAGCAUAGCAACAGCAGCAGCCGGCCCGACUCCAUCUCUCCCUCCUACCUCACCAUCCUCAACGAUAUGGGAGGAGGCAGCCCCUACCCCGCAGAGGAGAAAGAACUGGGUCCCUGCUCACCUCUCCCGAAGUAUGCAGCGUCUCCGAAGCCCAACAACAGCUACAUGUUCAAGAGGGAGCCGCCGGAGGGCUGUGAGAAGGUCAAGGUCUUUGAGGAGUCACUUCCCAGACCCCUCCAGGAGAUUCCUCCCUUCCUGUGUCCGGACCGUAACAAGGUGAACUUCAUCCCUAAGAGUGGCUCAGCCUUCUGCCUGGUCAGCAUCCUGAAGCCCCUGUUGCCCGCCCCGGAGCUCAGCUUCAGAUCAGGGGUUAGCCUCCGCAGCCUGUCCCCCAGCUUGGUGCCUCUGGGUGGGGUUGGCCUGCACAGUCUGUCCCCCUCCAUGAUGCCUCUAGGUGGGGUGGGCCUCCGUAGCCUGUCCCCUUCCCUAGGGGUAUCCUGGGGCACGGUCCACCAGCAACCCUGCCUGCCCAGACACCUGGAGGAACCAGAGAGCUAGAGCACCACACUUCUGCCCCAGAGGACAGACUGCUGAAUAACAUCACAGUCAGAUAAACAUAAUGAACAUAAUACCCUGCUGAUCGAGACGCCUUCGACAUGCUAACUCCCCUGGUCAUAACUGUCCCGUGGUUCGAACUCCACCCACUGGUCCUACCUGGUCCCAACGUUCCACUGAUCCUAUGUACCGAGAGGAGACACUUUUUAUUUUCAUUGCAUUAAACCAUGAAACCUCUCCA
Molecule: messenger RNA, 1839 nt
Organism: Oncorhynchus masou masou (cherry salmon)
Lineage: Eukaryota; Metazoa; Chordata; Actinopteri; Salmoniformes; Salmonidae
Gene: fam117ba
Product: family with sequence similarity 117 member Ba
Exons: 8
Coding region: 567-1601 (344 amino acids)
Source: RefSeq, a predicted model, not a curated record